ACACAUCCGACCAUGGACUCAGAAAGCUCGCAGGCGGGCUCGACAAGGCGACGAGGCUCGUCGCUCGUGCAACAGAUCAUCAACGAAGAACGCAUUGGCAUCCGGAGGGCCAGUCCCAGAAGAAUGCCUUCCGACAUUCCCGAAGCCGCCCAUGCCGAAUCACCACAUAGCUACGACGAAGAAGAGACCAACCCUGUUUCGUCAGGCUCGGACUGGGAGAUGGACGACAUUCGAUCUGACGAAGGUCUCGAGGACGACGAGGAGACAGGCUUGACUGCCCAGGACCGCCAGAAGAGAACGAAACGCAAGAGGCGGAACACACUGGCAGAUGAACGGAUCGUGCCCGACAGCGAAAUUUCCAAAGAGGAAGAGCGCCUGGCUUCUGCGAGCUUCAUGCGCGACGCAAUUAUAAACAGCAUAUUGAUAGGACUGUGGUACACCUUCUCAAUAUCCAUCUCUGUCGUAAGUCGUUCGAUCCGCCCAAGUCCAAAUCUCGAUGCUUACCUAUACGCAGNNUACAACAAAUGGAUGUUUUCAAAAGGCAACCUUGACUUCCAUUUCCCUCUCUUCACCACCUGCGUACACAUGCUCGUACAGUUUUUCCUUUCCUCGCUCGUCCUCUAUUUCAUUCCCAACCUACGGCCGAAACACAAACCAGCCGAUUAUGCGCCCAUCGCCCAGUCCGCAGAUGGAGACACAACUGAAGCGCCUCGCAAGCCGCUGAUGACUGGAUGGUUCUACCUGACCCGCAUUGGUCCUUGUGGUGCAGCCACUGGCCUCGACAUUGGUCUCGGAAACAUGUCACUCAAGUUCAUUUCCUUGACUUUCUAUACCAUGUGCAAAUCGUCCGUGCUGGGCUUUGUGCUUGUCUUCGCCCUACUCUUCCGCCUGGAAAAGCCCUCGCUAAAGGUCGGAGCUAUUAUUCUCACCAUGAUGGCUGGAGUGGUCAUGAUGGUCGCCGGAGAGACAGCUUUCAGCAUUCUAGGUUUCAUACUGGUCAUGAGCGCAGCAUUCUUCUCUGGUUUCCGCUGGAGUCUGACACAAAUCCUACUCCUUCGCAGUCCAGCCACCAGCAACCCCUUUUCAUCCAUUUUCUUUCUGGCACCCGUCAUGUUUACGGCACUGCUUGUUAUUGCAUUGCCAGUCGAGGGCCCUAUCGAGCUCGUCGGCGGUCUGCGUGCCCUGGCAGAGUCCAGAGGUGUCGCAGGAUCCGUCGGCAUCAUUCUUUUCCCUGGAGUACUCGCCUUCCUCAUGACAGCAUCAGAGUUCGCUCUCCUCAAGCGCACUAGUGCAGUGACGUUGAGUGUAUGCGGCAUCUUUAAAGAAGUGUUGACCAUCUCGGCUGCUGGAGUAAUCUUUGGCGACAAACUUACACCCAUCAACAUCUCUGGACUGGUAGUGACCAUCGCCAGUAUUGCAGCCUACAACGUCAUGAAGAUGCGAACGAUGAGGGACGACUCANAAAGAGAGGCCCACGAGCAAAUGGCGGCUUCAAGAGGCCCGAGGACCUUGACUAACACACCCCGUCACACGACGCACCUGGUUGCCACGCAAACCAUCGCCAUCUCGACAGGAAGACACGAGACAGACAACAUGUCGGUCGAGGUAGCGACAGGAACUCCAUUGGCAGAAGCCCUCCACAAUGCUGUGCAACCCAAGCUGGCCGAGGUUGGCUGGAGCACCGGCGCCGCAGACGACUCAGCGCUCGCCGAGUACAUCAUCCUCAUGCUCGUCAACGGCAAGACCCAAAGUCAAAUCGCAUCAGAACUCUCCAACGAUCUGCUUGGCCUCGGUCCCGACGAUCCCAGCACCAAUGAAUUCGCAACAUGGCUGUUCGAACAAGUCCACACAUUGAACGGACAGCUCAAUGGCACCCAAGAUACGCAAAUGGAUUCGGCGCAACCUGCAGAUGGCACAACUGUAUCUCAAAUUCAGCCGGGUCAAGAUCAGACUAUGGGCGAUGAAGGCGAUUCGCUACCUGAAGGCGCAAUUCCCACCGGACCCAAGUCGAUGCGCAACGGUAACGGCAAGCAGCAAACACGAGACCGUCGCAUGCUCGGACACAUGAACAAGGCCCUUGAUCGCACGAAUGAUGCCGCGCUACACAGAAUAAGAGGUGGUGGAGGCGUCGGCAGAAUCAACACCCACAACAACCGCGAGCCUCCCAAGGGCCCUCGCAACAUGGCCAACCGCAUGCAGAACAUGAGCCAGAUGAACUCGCCAAUGACCCAGAACGCCAUCAUGGGAGCCAACCCGCAGCAGCAGAUGCAAUUGUUUAAGAUGCUGGAAGAGCAAUCGCGCAUGAUGGCCCAGAUUCUUGGUCCUGGUCAGCAAUUCCCCAAUGCUCCCGCUAUCAACCCAGCAUUUUUCAAUGGCCAGCAGCAACAGCAGGGCCAGCAAGGCAAGUCGCUAUUUGAGCGUGUUGAGAAGCCCAGGAAAAACAGCAACUUCAAGAACAACCAGCGACCCAACGCGGGUGCAGACGCCAUGGAUACCGAGGGCGCCGAGAACGCCGAUUCAGAACAGAAGGAACCCUCGACCGUCCCUUGCCGCUUCCAGCUCUCUUGCACAAAUCCCUCAUGUCACUUUGGUCACCAGUCUCCCGCCGCACCACCCGGCAUUGCUCUCGAUCUCACCGACACAUGUUCCUACGGUGCCGCCUGCACGAACAAAAAGUGCGUUGCUUCUCACCCUUCGCCCGCGCAAAAGCGUGCCCACCUCUCGACUCAAGUAGACNUGCAAAUUCUACCCCAACUGCACCAACCCGAAUUGUCCCUUCAAGCACCCCNNACCACACCGCCAUGCAGAAACGGCGCCGACUGUCCCGAACGCGACUCUGGCUGUCAGUUUUCGCACAGCGACAUCAUGUGCCGCUACACGCCUUGUUUGAACCCUAACUGCCCUUACCGCCACACAGACGGCCAGAAACGCAGCGCAAACUGGACGAACCCCAACGCCAAACACGUCAGCGAUCGUACCUUUGUCACAGAUGCAGACGGUGAUGAAGAGUUGAUUAUACCCGGUCAGAGCAGCGGAGAACAACAGCAAGAGGGUCAAUCAGCAGAGCAGCAGCAACAGCAAGGCCAGGUUCAACAGGCCAAUGCAGAUGUCGUUGCUUAG
Messenger RNA from Aureobasidium uvarum, 3120 nucleotides. The record is from the annotation of a GenBank genome assembly. NCBI's taxonomy places the organism in Eukaryota, Fungi, Ascomycota, Dothideomycetes, Dothideales, Saccotheciaceae.